Nicotiana tabacum (common tobacco) is the source of this 1507-nucleotide messenger RNA. Lineage: Eukaryota; Viridiplantae; Streptophyta; Magnoliopsida; Solanales; Solanaceae. The record is from RefSeq and is a predicted model, not a curated record.
AUGCUCACUGGCACGCCACUACAGAAUGAUUUGCAUGAACUUUGGUCAAUUCUGGAGUUUAUGAUGCCUGAUCUAUUUGAAACAGGAGAUGUUGACCUGAAAAAACUAUUGAAUGCAGAAGAUAAGGAGUUAAUUGCUCGAAUAAAGUCCAUUCUUGGACCUUUCAUUUUGAGAAGAUUAAAAUCGGACGUGAUGACACAACUGGUACCAAAAAUACAGAUGGUUCGUUAUGUUGGCAUGGAGAAAGAUCAAGAAGAUGCAUAUAAAGAAGCGAUUGAAAGCUAUCGUGCUGCAUCUCUAGCUCGUGUUUCAAAGCAACAUGAAAUUAGUACCAAUAGUGCUGCUGUUGUCUUUUCUAGACGACAAAUUUCCAAUUAUUUUCUUGAAUUCCGCAAGAUUGCAAACCAUCCUCUGCUUGUCAGGCGUAUUUAUACAGAUGAUGAUAUUGUUCGAAUUGCUAGAGUUAUGCAUCCCAAAGGUGUCUUUGGUUUUGAAUGUACAGUUGAAAGAGUGAUUGAGGAGCUGAGGAGCUAUAAUGACUUCUCCAUCCACAAGCUUUUACUUUAUUAUGGCGAUAACAAUAAGGGAGUUCUGUCAGAUGAACAUGUUAUGGUUUCAGCGAAAUGCCAGGAAUUAGCCAAACUUCUCCCUUCAUUAAAGCUUCGUGGUCAUCGAGUGCUUAUUUUUAGCCAGUGGACAUCAAUGCUUGAUAUCCUGGAGUGGACCCUAGAUGUUAUUGGAGUUACAUACAGGCGCCUGGAUGGAAGCACUCAGGUAUCAGAGAGACAGACAAUUGUUGACACCUUCAAUAAGGACACUUCCAUAUUCGCAUGCUUGCUCUCCACAAGGGCAGGAGGACAGGGUUUAAACUUGACAGGAGCUGAUACUGUUAUCAUACAUGACAUGGAUUUUAAUCCACAGAUAGAUCGGCAAGCUGAAGAUCGCUGCCACCGGAUAGGCCAAAACAAACCAGUUACAGUAUACAGGCUGGUUACAAGGAAUACUGUUGAUGAGAAUGUAUAUGAAAUUGCAAAGAGAAAACUAACAUUGGAUGCAGCUAUACUCGAGUCUGGUGCCCAAAUUGAGAAUGACGGUGAUGCAAAAACUAUGGGUGAGAUAUUAUCGUCUCUUCUACUUGGUUAAGCACCCUGUUCUGGCAUGACAUUCACACCAAUAUUAAUUUUGGUCUAUUGACUUCUUUUUUUGUUUUUCCAUUUUCCCUUCACCAUCCGGAAUCUUUGAGGGUGAGGAAUGGAGGUAGGGAUUGAGGUAGGAUCCUUCCAUACACAUCUUUCCCUGUUACUCACAAAAUACCAUGUACACUUAUUAUUACAAGGCCUCCCUCUGGAAACAGAAAAUUGAGCCGAACCUGCGCCCCUGUUGUAUUUUAGUAGAAUAGAUCGAACCCAGUUUAUAAAAAUGUUAUACCGUGUACAGAAAAAUCUUGUCAUAGGGCAAGGUUUUCUUUUUUAUUUUUGUUGUAGUUUUAGUCAUUCACUUUUGCUUA